Molecule: messenger RNA, 8362 nt
Organism: Mus musculus (house mouse)
Lineage: Eukaryota; Metazoa; Chordata; Mammalia; Rodentia; Muridae
Gene: Dcaf10
Product: DDB1 and CUL4 associated factor 10
Exons: 6
Coding region: 1405-2907 (500 amino acids)
Biological process (GO): protein ubiquitination
Cellular component (GO): Cul4-RING E3 ubiquitin ligase complex
Source: RefSeq, a predicted model, not a curated record
UAUAAACUCUUGUUUAUUCCAAUUUUCUUUCCUUAGAUUCUCUAAAUUGUCAGUGAACAUGGUUAGUUUUUUCUUCUUCUUUUCUACGGUACUAGGGGUUGAAGUUAGGGCUUCACACACGUUAGAUAAACGUUCCACCGCUGAACCACAUCCUCAGCCCAGUGAACAGCUCUUCAAUGCCUUUGGGACCUUAGUAUGCUUUUCAUGGGGAAUGCCCUGCACUGUGAAAUCUGAUUAUGUGGAGCCAAUUCAGACCGAAUGAUGAUUUCUUGAUUUUCUGUCUAAAGUUCAACCAUUGAAUAUCUAAGUCCCUUUCUGCAGACAUCUUCCAGGUCUGUCUUCACGGGUUGGCACAUCCUCCAGGUUUAUAUCACAGUCACUAAAACGUAAACUCCCUACAACGCUACAGACCUACAGAAUUGGUUGGGGUUUAUUUUGUUUUGUUUGUUAUCUAUCUGCCUUUCCUUUUACCUCGGGCUAUCCUUUUUGAGGACUAAACUUCCCUGCACUGGAAACCUCUAUUCCCUGUUAAUGAGUUCCCUGAAAAGAGGUACUCAGCAGCUGGAGCAGAGAGGAAUAUCGUCAGGGGCAGCAGGAGCGGAGACAGGGGAAUAUCAUCAGGGGCAGCAGGGGCGGAGACAGGGGAAUAUCGUCAAGGCCCGGGCAGUGCUUGGCAGAUGUAGUAUGAGUAUGACGGACAGUGGGCUCUGGCUUUGUGGAUUUGAAUUGAUUGAUCUCUAGCUCCCCUCAUUUACUCCUAGCUGCACGUAUGUUCUUUUUGCGGGGAAGAGAAGAAGGCUCUAACCCUGAUAAAGAUUUCCCUUACUGUGCAGCAACCAAGAUUUGGGCAGAUAUGUAUGACAUCAAUAGAUUCCUUUAGUCUAGGCCCUGUACAGUCCAAUGCUUUUUAAAUUCGACUGCUCUUGAAUCUUUAUAGAGUUCUAGGCUGAGUAAGUAGGCAGUGUGCCAAGAGCUUUACUGUGUGACCUACAUAUAAUACAGUAAUCACCGUCCCCUCCCCCAGCCCCUCUUGCUGCUCCAUUUCAGUGUAAGGACAACAGUAGAUAAUCCGACCCAGUCUGGUAGGACUGGUCCGGCACACAGCCAGCCAGUGCUCCCUGACAGCUGAGGGCCGACUCUCUGCUGGUUGUAGUCGGGUUCUGUGUGCCCUACAUUGCACACACAGGGCUCGUGGAUCCUGACUUCACAGUCCUCCUAGGUUGUGGCGCACCCGGCGGUGGUGUCCCUGCUUUUACGUCCCCGGCAGAGGGCAGCCUAGCGGCGGCGCGGGUUUCCCAGCCGGCGGCUUUAGGGCGCGACACCCGGAAGUGGCGGCUGGAGCGGGAGCGCUGAGUUGUCGGGCGGCGGGACAGCGGCCCGGAAUAGGGGGCGGGGGCGUUGGUCAUGUUUCCCUUCGGGCCCCACAGCCCGGGCGGGGACGAGACGGCUGGAGCCGAGGAGCCGCCGCCUCUCGGAGGGCCGGCGGCAGCUUCCAGACCGCCCUCUCCAGCUCCGCGACCGGCGUCUCCGCAGCGAGGAGCUGACGCGGCCUCUCCCCCGCCGGUCGCCGGGAGCCCUCGCCUCCCGGGCGGCCCCGCGGUGUCCCCAGCCGAGCGCGCCGGAGAGUUCGCGGCUCCCGGAGCUCUGGAGUUGUCCGCCGCCACCGCGUCGGCGUCGCAGGCAAAGCUGUCACCCUCCUCCUCGCCGCGCAGACGCUCGAGGCCGGACUGGAGGGCGGGCGGGCGGAGCCGGCAGGGCCUCGGCGCAGGCCUGGGCGGCCCCGGGGCCAGACUGUUCGGGUGGCUGAGAGAGCGAAGCCUCGGUCGCGGGCUGUUCGUGGACCCGGCUCGGGACAAUUUCCGCACGAUGACUAACCUGUAUGGGUCCAUCCAUCCCGCAGACUCGGUGUACCUCAGCACCCGCACCCACGGUGCUGUCUUCAACCUCGAGUACUCUCCGGACGGGUCAGUGCUGACAGUCGCUUGUGAACAGACUGAAGUUCUGCUUUUUGACCCUAUAUCUUCAAAGCACAUAAAAACCCUUUCUGAAGCACAUGAAGAUUGUGUGAAUAAUAUCAGGUGCACAGAAGAUGGGUGUCCACAUAAGAAAUUCUUUCAUACACGUUUUCUCAUGAGAAUGAGAUUAACACCAGAUUGUUCCAAAAUGUUGAUCUCAACAUCCUCUGGAUACCUCCUGAUCUUGCAUGAGCUGGACUUAACUAAGUCUUUAGAAGUAGGCAGCUAUCCCAUUUUGAGAGCAAGAAGAACUACUUCAAGUUCAGAUUUGACCACUACAUCAAGUUCUUCUGGUUCUAGAGUUUCUGGUUCACCUUGUCAUCACAAUGAUUCAAAUUCAACUGAGAAACACAUGUCUCGAGCCUCUCAACGAGAAGGAGUUUCACCACGAAAUAGUCUUGAAGUGUUAACCCCUGAAGUUCCUGGUGAGAGAGAUCGGGGAAACUGUAUCACUUCCUUACAGCUGCAUCCUAAGGGCUGGGCCACCCUUCUUCGGUGCUCAAGCAACACUGAUGAUCAGGAGUGGACCUGUGUCUAUGAAUUCCAGGAAGGAGCUCCAGUGCGACCAGUCUCCCCUCGAUGUUCCCUGCGGUUGACUCAUUACAUUGAGGAAGCAAAUGUGGGCAGGGGCUACAUCAAAGAACUUUGUUUCAGCCCUGAUGGACGAAUGAUUUCUUCCCCACACGGCUAUGGGAUUCGCUUGUUGGGAUUUGACAAACAGUGCAGUGAGCUUGUUGACUGUUUACCCAAAGAAGCCAGUCCCCUGCGGGUGAUUCGUUCUCUGUACUCUCAUAAUGACGUGGUUCUGACAACAAAGUUCUCUCCCACACACUGUCAGAUCGCCUCAGGGUGCCUUAGUGGACGGGUCUCUUUGUAUCAGCCAAAGUUUUAGGCACAACUUACAUCAAAUGAGGAACUCUUCUGGUGUUUGGCUUAUAAAUUACUUCAAUUUAGGUGAAGUAUUUUCUUUUUUAGAAGAUCUUAUAAGUUUGGAUCAAGAUCUUGGUUCUUAUGGGUCAGUGGACAUAUAUAUGUGUGACCUGAGUACUUGGCCUUCCAGCGUCAUCCGGGCAUCUCCAUUUCAACCACGCAGCCUGUUCUGUCAGCAUUCCUUUGCUCCUGUCUGUGCCGCUGAGCUUGGGUUUUCCUGGUCAUUUUGCAUGUGGCUCUUGUUCUCCCCAUCCCUGUCUCCACCAUUCCUCUCUGCCUCCGUCCUCGUUUUUGAUUUUUGGUAUGAAUUUUAUGGACAUUUGGCAGGAGCCUUGGUUGGGAUGAGAAAACCCAUGGCACUAGUGUUAAAUAAAACUCAGAAGUUGGAUGUUGGCACACUGGUGAUUGAAAAAGUUCAUCUUCAUUUAUCAGUAUACUUGGCCUUUAAAGUUGCUGUCAGACAUUGAGCACAGUAAUAGCAUUCUCAUAACUUUUAGAAACUCUUGCAACAAGAUAGCUUUUUAAAGUUUCCUGUUAAAAUGACACCUUUAUAUCUCAUGUGGGAUUUUGUUGUGAAAUUCUAGAAAAAUAUUAUAACCUCUCUUUGUAAUUUAUUUUACUUGUAUGAAUUUAAGAUCUCCAGCGUGUGUCUUUACUUGGUAUUCUGUUCCGGUCAGCAGCAUUGGAGAGGAAAGGAAGAGCCAUAAGCCUGGUCAUUUCCGUUGUCCAGAAGAUUUAUUUACUCAGGAGGUCGGCACAGCAUCCGGCCAGUGAGUGAGGAGAUUGAUGUGACUUAGGUUGGCUGUGAGUCUUUUAAUCACACAGAUGGUGUGUUUAUAGUAAUGAAGUGGGAGGGAAAUCAAGUAAAGAUUUUAUUGUGUUUGUUCCUUCAACCAGGGAUCAGUUCUCAGAAGGGAGCUAGAGUCCUCUUUAAGCUGCUGUCAUAAACCUAGAGUCAGUGACCUGACUGACACUGCUGUCCUGUGUUUGGCUAUGGAAGGUCUGGGAGACAACGUGUAAGCCCAGGCUGCUCCAGUCUUAAAUGGGCGAUGUCCUGCCAGGCUCUGCUACAUUGGUUGGUUGGUUUGUUGAUUGACUGACUGAUUGAUAAUUUAAGCCAUGCAGCAGUAGCCUUGUUCUCUUUGGUCACGUGCCCUUUAGGCCAGUGCUCCUUUAAUAUUAGGAUGCAGUACAAUGUACCCUGAAGGACUAGUAAAAUGUGCUGGACCUUAAGACUGAUUUAGGCAGGGAAAGAACAGAACUCUUAUGUAAAUGGAACCUCAAAUCUGCAUCCAGGUGGCCUCUAGGCCAUAGUUUAAAACACAACUUGGAAUGCAGUCGAUAUUUCUUUAUCCAUUUGGUGCUUAACAUAAUUCUCACAAGAUGUUUCAUCUAUUUAAAUAGUAAUAAUAAUCAAUAGUAGCAAUUUUAGAGUAGAAAAUAACUUGAAGUGAUAUCCAAUUCAUUGUUGGACAAAUGCAAGAAGUCACAUGAUUUGCCUAUGGUCAUACAAAGUCUCUCAAUUCCUUGCUCAGGGCUUUUAAAAACACCAGUGAUCGUGGACAUCUUGUCUUUAUUAUUGUAAAUACGAUGAUAGGAUUGGAAAAGGAGGGCAUGGGAGUAGAUGCUGAGAGCUUUAUCCAUAGGAAAGAAGUAUUUUAGUACUUGAGAAAUUAGCAGCCCAUGUGUGAGUAAACACAGCAGUUCUCUCUGUGCCCAUCACACAGCCGCUCAUACAGCCGGAAGCGCUUGUGUCUCACUGAGAACAGUGAUAACUCUGCGACAGUCUCGAAGAGUCAACACUUCUUACCACAGAUGCUGGAAAAGCUGGAAAUGUUGUAGUCAUUGAAACAUUCAACCAAGCACAAUGGAAAUCAUAGGCUUGCUUGCCGUAGCUUUGGAAAAAGGUUGCUUUUUGGGUCUUUUUUUUUCCCCCAAAGAAAAUAGUUUGGGAGGAAAGUAUAGCAAUUAAUACCUUCACAAUUAAAAACUAUUAUAUAAGGAUCAAAUUGAUACUCAAAAGAAGAUUCCAUAAAUGAUAUCAGUUUGUAAAGAGUUCUAUGUCAGAUGUUAUACCCACAUGUCACCUAACGCAAGCCAGGGACCCUUGAAUCACUGUUGCUGAAUACCUACUAUGUGUUGAAGAAUGUGUCUGCUUUAAUAUACUAUGGGCCCCUACAAAGACCCUUACAAGGUAGGUGGAAUGAGCGUCAAAUUAUGUUGAAAGUAGCAGUGUGUUAAAAAAUGAAGUGACGUGCCUUCAGCCACAGGUGGCAGAGGUGGCAGCACUGGAUUCAGAUGGAGGUUUGCUGUCAGUUUUAUUGCUGAGACUGCACUGACUCCUCUGCGUUUUGCCCCUUAGUUCAUGGAGGAGGAGUUACACUGGUCUGCUGGUCCAUGUGCUUGCUAUCUUCUGCAAAGUUUGAUCACACAGUUGGCCUCGUUCCCUUGAGUACUGCAUAAAAGAACAUUUCAAGCACUGAUGUUCCCAUGAGACUGGAGAGCAUAAACUCAGGCCAUUUCUAACAGAAAAACUAUGCAGAUGAGUCCCCAUGGUGGCGAAAAAGUGGAUAGUCAGCCUUGUGAGAAGCAAAGCCAGACAGAUGAGAAGUGACAAGAGCCAGCAAACUGAGCAGGGAUCCGUUGCCCUCUCUGAGGAACAGUCAGGAUCAAGACAAAAUCAGACAGUACUAAGCAAGGAAUUGAACGGCCUCAGAAAAACCUGUUCUAUUGGGAAGAGUUACAUAUCUUAACGUCCCUUUUUGUUUUUAUUUUGUUUUUGGCUUUUUGAGACAGGGUUUCUUUGUAUAGACCAGACUGCCUUCAAAUUCACAGAUGUCCACCUGCCUCUGCCUUCCAAGUGUUGGGAUUAAAGACAUGUGCCACCACAGCCUGGCCUUAGGGUCUCACUUUAAUAGUCUAAAACUAUGUUGUUUUUUUUUUACUGUUUUAUUUAGUCAUUUUUAUUAUAAUUGGUAGAAAUAUAUUUUAAUUGAUAACGAAGUUAUUACUGUUGGUAAAGCUUCCUUUGGAAGAGUCUAUUAAUGGGAAUGCUAUGUUGAAUGACUUACAGAUGUAUCAAAUAUACAGUAGUUGCUUAUUUUCAAUCAUGAAAUAAAGAGCUAAAGUAAGAAACUUCUACUUUAAAAAAAAAUAUUAUGUGAUCACAAUUCGGGGGCCAGGGGAACAUAUGCUUUUAAUUCCAGAAGUGGGGAUGCAGAGGCAGGAGGAUCUUCUGUGAGUUUGAGGUCAGCAGGUCUACAUAGUAAGGUUCUGGGCUAGCCAGAGUUAUACAGUAAGACCCUGCUUAUUAAAAAAAAAAAAAAAAGUCAUUUUUUUCCUCAGAACCCAAAACAUAUGUAUAUUUUAUUUUUUCUCCCCAUUGUAUUCCUAAGAAGGCAGCAUAGCAAAAAAUUUUAGAAAACAACACAAGGAAAAUAUAAAUUUCAUAUUCUCUACUCCUGCAUCGAGGACCAAAUCACAUUUUUUAAGGCUGUGCCCUCUAGAAGGUGAGAAUAAAGAAAUACAUCAAGAAUCUUUUAGAAGGUGGGUGUUUCUAAUACUGGAGUAUGCAGCAGUGUCCAUAAGAGUCUGUUACACUUGGCUUUUAUUUUUAUUUAUUUUUUGAGACAAGAUUUCUCUGUGUAGCCUUGGCUGUCUUAGAACUCACUUUGUUACCCAGGCUGGCCCACAACUCAGUUUCCCUUGCCUUUGCCUACCAAAUGCUGAGAUUAAAGGUAUGUACCUUUAAUCGCUGGCUUUCAUUUGGCUUUUAUGAAAGCAGGAGACAUGGCCUGAUAACUUCCUGAUGACAAUCAUCUUUAUCCUGUACCAGUGGUCUUGGUCCACUCAGUAACACCUUCUGUUGGUCAUGAAGGAAUCCAUAUAUAUGACUUCUGUUUAGAUAACUAAUGCAUAUCUUUUUAAGUGCCAAAAUUUAAAAAUUUCAGUUAUUUUUUUGAUGCAAGUCUCCUUAGGGAUGGUAGUCUACCUCCCUGCCUUUUUAAACAGCUUGCUCAGUCGAAUUCACUUCAUCAUGAAGUUAUAUUCAUGAUGUUUUAUUGCGCAUGCCCAGUGCGGUCUGGUCCACAUAAAACAGUAAAACAUUUCAUAGCACACAAAGGGCUAUAACAGAUUCGAGGAAUAUCCACCUAGUAAGUGAUUCCCUCAACGAUGGAAUUAUUUCCCUCAGUAUUAGCUUUAAAAAGUGUUUGAUGUCUGCAGAGUAAUGCAUUCUAUCAGUGUGCCUGUUUCUAACAGGCUCCCACUUUCUUCUGUGCUGUCUCCCAAGUUCUGGGCUGUGACAUGAACUGACCAGUUCUGGUCAGUGCCUACAAAAUAACUGGACCAAAGCUCCCAGUUAAAGGUGGGGCUCUAACCAAGUAAGGGGAGGAAGUAUGAGUAUACACUGCUGCUGCUGGAGUGGAGUGUGGUGAUGAUGAUGCCUCUGCAGGGAGGCAGGCCUUCAUCCUUUUAAGAGCAAAGAAGCGUGCAGAAGAGAAAGGAAGGAAAAGGAAAAUCGAGGUAGGCCGAAGACUCUGGGAGAUGGCACUGAAUAACCAUUAAAAUGUACUCUUGAUUACCAUGUUAAAGUCAGUUUAGUGACACUGUAGAGUAAGGCUGCACUAUGUGUACAUCCUCUGGAGAACUCGAGACUGUGUAUAUCCUGAGAACUGCACCCCUCCGAAUGGUAAUGGAAAUCAGCACCAAGAGGAAAGUCUCCAGUUUGCCUGUGUGCUGCUGUCUUGAGUUGUAAAUUACCUGAGAGAGGUUUAAUCAAAAGUCCCAGGGCCUGGAGAAACGGCUCAGCGGUUAAGAGCACUGGCUGCUCUUCCAGAGGUCCUGAGUUCAAUUCCCAGCAACCACAUGGUGGCUCACAACCAUCUGUAAUGGGAUCCAAUGCCCUCUUCUGGUGUGUCUGAAGACAGCUACAGUGUGCUCAUACAUAAUUAAUUUUAAAAAAAAAGUCCCAAGGAGCACAUCUCAUGCAGACAUUUUUUGAAUGUAUGUAUAUAUAAAUGUCACUGUAAGUGACGCUUACCCCUAAGAAUAAUAAAGUAACAUUCAGGAUUUAGAUCUGGUCCCAAUCUGUAUUUUCCCCUAUACAAAGAAUAGAUGUUUGAAUUUUCUUUUAAAUUUGGCUGCAUCCUUCAUUUCCAAACUCUGCUUCUUUUUUUGGGGGCGGGGGGCACAAAACUUUAGGUUUGUAUUUUUGGCAAGCUUGGAAUAUUCUAGUUAAUAUGCUGUCAGCUAGAACACUCUCUUAGCAGGUUCUAAGGUGCUAUUGGGUCUUCUGCUAGACUGUGCGCUCCUUGAGGGCAGGGCUAUCUUUAUUCUUGUAUCCACGGUGCCUGGGAUAGUAUCUGACAGAGUAGUUGUUCAAUAAAUAUCUGUUGAAUGAAUUGAAUAAACCUUCA